AUGCACUUCCUGAUUUAUGUUGUGAAAGGCAUCCACAUAUCGUCCGUAUGGCACGGGUUCGGCGGUCGAUUGGCUACCGAAGUCAUCGAGUUCUCCGGCUCUUACUCUUCGGUAAAUUUCGAUGCUCCCAUACGCAACAAGGAAGAGUAUUGCGGCCUGGAAAGAUAUGAGUAUUCGUGAGCGAGAACCCGAGGUAAAAGUUUCUUAUUUUGGCCACAACUUAUAACUUUGCGGAAACUGGUCGGAAUUAGCCCAAAUUUAGCGUGCACGCUCAAUUCAUCGUUGUCAAUGCCCGGACAGUGGAUUUAGUUAGUGAGGUACCUUCUUUUUCACGUACCACCUUACCCUUCAAAAACGGCUGCAGCCUGUGAUUUUACACUUUAUACGUUGAAACAUGUCCGGAACUAAACUUAUUGCCUCCGUAUGGAACUAAAUGAGUCGUCACAGCCUUCGUAGGUACCCUUAAAACUAUAGAGCUAUUAUAGUAAUUCAGUGGCAGCUAGGUCGAAGCGUUUUUUCCUAAUUUCAGUGCCCAAGCUUGGGCGCAGAUCGCGGAGUACCUUUGUUGUGGCCAAAAUAAGGAACUUUUUCCGAAUCCGAACCUACCUCGAACAGAGCAACCGCAGUCAAGCUCAAAACGAUGUAUGUUUGAGUUUCCAAGGAAAGCCGAAUCUUAAUGCAAGCAGCCAGAGCGAGGACCAAGGUCACAAGUGUAAAAGUUGGUAUGCAUAA
Bursaphelenchus xylophilus (pine wood nematode) is the source of this 732-nucleotide messenger RNA. Lineage: Eukaryota; Metazoa; Nematoda; Chromadorea; Rhabditida; Aphelenchoididae. The record is from the annotation of a GenBank genome assembly.